AUGGAGCUUAAAGCCCACCCAGGCAUUUCCUUUUUGACUAUUGUAUCCAGGCCAGGAAAUGUAUACAAGGAUCCUGAUGAUGGACGUCAGCGUUUUCUACUUGAGUUGGAGUUUGUUCAGUGUCUAGCUAAUCCAACCUACAUUCACUAUCUAGCUCAAAAUCGGUACUUCGAGGAUGAAGCUUUCAUUGGCUAUUUGAAAUACCUUACAUAUUGGCAGCGACCAGAGUACUUAAAAUUUAUAAUGUAUCCACAUUGCUUGUACUUUCUUGAACUUCUCCAAAAUGCAAAUUUCCGCAAUGCGAUGGCACAUCCUGGAAACAAGGAGUCGGCACAUAGGCAACAAUUUUUUUUCUGGAAGAACUAUAGAAACAAUCGUUUAAAGCAUAUUGUACCACGUCCACUUCCUGAACCGGUUGCUCCUCCCCCCACUCUUCCUCCACCACCGUGUAUGCUAGUGCAAGCUCCAUCUGUUGGUGGUCCUCCUCCUGCUGGUCCUCCUUCCCACACUCCUAUGCAGUACGCCAUGCCACCCGGAUCUUCCUUGCAGAAGGUUGAUGGCAGAAAUAUAUCAAUCGAUAGAAGGAAGAGAAAGAAAGACAGCUGAGGUUCAAAGACAGCAGAGGCAUUCUCAAGCAUUAUAUUGUUUCAAUCACUUUGACACAGUGGCGUAAUAGUUAUUAACUAAUGUACAUGUAAAUUUGAAUCUGUAACAGAGGUUUUUUUUUUUUAAGCUAAAGGAAUGAAUUUAUUAAGAAUGAGAGAUUACAUAGUUUGCCUCUCCCUGCACUUUGGCAGCUAUAUCAAUAGAAGGUU
This is a messenger RNA of Papaver somniferum (opium poppy), 815 nucleotides long. Its product is annotated as mediator of RNA polymerase II transcription subunit 31-like. The transcript is spliced from 6 exons. Lineage: Eukaryota; Viridiplantae; Streptophyta; Magnoliopsida; Ranunculales; Papaveraceae. The record is from RefSeq and is a predicted model, not a curated record. Gene Ontology annotation, cellular component: mediator complex; core mediator complex. Gene Ontology annotation, biological process: regulation of transcription by RNA polymerase II. Gene Ontology annotation, molecular function: transcription coregulator activity. Bases 1 to 606 code for a protein of 201 amino acids.